Messenger RNA from Symbiodinium pilosum, 1476 nucleotides. Lineage: Eukaryota; Dinophyceae; Suessiales; Symbiodiniaceae. The record is from the annotation of a GenBank genome assembly.
AUGGGCUCCACUGCCACCUUUGGGGCGCCCUUUUACGGCGACGUGGUCAUGGGCCGCUUGGUUUACGGCCAGUCCAAACACGAGGAUGUUUACUGCAGCAAGGACGACUACGACAUCCCUGACCCUGAGACCUUCCAGACAGAGGGCAGCAGCUUCCGCAAGGUCAAGCUCUUGAACAUCGUGAUGGUGCGCCGGGGCAAGUGCUCCUUCACCACCAAGGUCCGGGUGGCACAGGCCAAGGGCGCCCAUGCCGUGAUCAUCGUGGACCGCGAGGACUCUCCACUCACUGCGGAGAAGCUGGCCGACAUCAUCGUGGCCGAUGAUGGCUUCGGCAGCAAUGUUUACAUCCCAUCCGUGCUCAUCUCCAAGGAAGACGGCCAGGAGCUCAUCAGUGCCGUCUCCAAAAAAACCGAGGUCGUGGUGGAAUUGGCCUGGAACUUGCCGACAGAUCGCGUGGUGACCAUGGACAUGUGGAUGAGUUCGGGCUCAAGCCAGUCCAUGCAGUUCCUCAAGGAGUUUGCUCCAAAGCGAAGGGUACUCAACGAGGUGAUGAUUUUCAACCCGCAUUAUGCUGUCUUUUCAAUGGACACGAACAACCCAGAUGUCUAUUCAGGGGUUUGCCUGGACAAGAAGGGCGCGGACAAAGGCGUGCGAGCCUCGCAGUGUCAGGACCCGGAUGGCGCUGGCGACGUGACCGGCAAGGAGGUACGAGUCACUACAAGCUGCACCAAGCUGCACAACAGCAAUGUCAUUGGCAACACACUCGCGGCCUUCACCGGCUGGCAGGUGCUGGAGGAGGAUGUGCGGCAGCUCUGCAUCCACGAAGCCACCAAGGCACAGCAAAGUGCUUUUGCAAUGCUGCCCAUAAGCCAGUUCUCGUCUCAGCUUCCUUCCGCUUCCUACAACGCGACAAGCAUGGAGGUCAGCAAGAGUGGGUAUGCGGAGAAGUACUGGGAUUACAUGGAGAAGUAUCCGCAGAGGUGCCCUGUGGACGGCACUGGCGCCAAACGCUUUGGCAGGGAGUGCUCCAUUAACGUCAUGAAGGAGGUCAAGGUGAAUCCAGACGAGAUCAUCCAGUGCGCGAUGACCACCCAGGAGGAGUCCUGCUGGCCAGUUGUCCAGUCCGCGGCCUGGUCGGACCAAGCAAUCCGCGUGAACGGCUGGCGGUUCAAGGGGAUCGUCACAGCCGACCUCGUCGUCCGAGCAGUCUGCUCUGGCUUCAUCCACCAGCCGCCAGAGUGCGCUCAACUGGUCGAGAAGCGCGAUGUCUUUAGACCCUACAUCCCGGCCCCCAGCGGAGGGGUGAGCUUCGGUGAGCUUUUGGCCUGGCUACUGGCCACCGUGGCACUGGGCUUCGUCUGCAUGCUCAUGUACAAGCGAUACCUGAAAAAGGAGAUGCGCAGCACCCUGAGGGAGGAGGUCAUGCUGGAGGUGCAGGCCCAGAUGGGCGAGUAUGCUCAGCUCCGGGGUGCGUAA